CUUCUCUACUCUCUCAAUCCUAAUUGCAACCCCCCUCUACCCUCUAUUUAUCCAGAAAAUCCAGCUACAACAUCAAACUGAAAAAAGAGAGAGAACAAAAUGUCCCUCGAACCCCUCGCCGCAACACCCCUCUUCCAGCCCCUUCGUCUUGGUGCAAUCACUCUGGAGCACCGCGUCAUCCUGGCCCCUUUGACGCGCAUGCGAGCCACCAAGGAAAGUGACGGUGUCUUCGUCCCCAAUGACCUGCUGGUAGAGUAUUACUCGCAGCGAGCGAGUAAGGGUGGCUUACUCUUGACUGAAGCUACACCGAUUGGGCGAUAUGUAGCAGGCUACCCCAACGUCCCCGGCAUCUUCACACAAAGCCAAAUAGCGGCCUGGAAGCGCGUGACGGACGCCGUCCACGCAAAAGGCGGCUUCAUCUUCUGCCAGCUCUGGCACGUCGGACGGGCCACCACGCCCGGUUUUCUGGGUGGGAAGACUCCGCUAUCUGCGUCUUCGAUCCCCAUCACGGGCAAGGCGUUGGAUGGGACGGAGUACGCGGAUCACCCGCCCAAGGCGAUGAGUACGGAGGAGAUUAAGGAGACUGUGGAGGAAUUCGCGAGUGCGGCGAAGAGGGCUGUUGAGGCGGGGUUUGACGGGGUUGAGAUUCACGGCGCAAACGGAUACCUCCUCGACCAAUUCCUCCACGACAACGUCAACACCCGCACAGAUGAGUACGGCGGCUCCAUCGCAAACCGCAGCCGAUUCCCCCUCGAGGUCAUCAAAGCUGUCACCGCAGCCAUCGGUGCUGAAAAAGUCGGCAUCCGUCUCUCGCCCUACAAUUACUUCCAGGACACGCGCGACUCGAACCCCAACGAGCACUGGUUGUACCUGUGUAAGCAGAUUGCCGGUCUGCCUGAGCAGAACCGCGUGGCGUACGUGCAUAUGAUUGAGCCCCGAUUUGACGAGGUGCUCGGUGAGAAGGAGAAGUUGGAGUCUCUGUCCACCACGACAGAGGGCAAGAAGGAGGCCUCCGAGGAUAUCAGCAAGGUGUUCUCUCUGGAUCGCUUCCACGAUGCCCUGGAGGGGGCCGGGAUCAAGUUCCUUGCUGCUGGUGCAUUCAACAGGGAUAAUGCCGUGCCCAAGUUGGAGAGUGGGAAGGCCGAUGGUAUCGUGUUUGGGAGGUGGUUUAUUGCUAAUCCUGACCUGCCGAAACGCUUGAAAGAGGGCCUGGAGCUGACCAAGUAUGAUCGCACGACGUUUUACGGGGCUGAGCCGCCGAGUAAGGGGUAUGUUGACUAUCCUUUCUACGCGGCGAAGAAUUAGAUUUUAGAUUUCUUGGUUUAGCUUUGCAUGUUGGUGUUGGGUAGAUUUCUUCAAUUCAUCAUUCUAUGAUGCAUAUACAGAUAACCACAGUAAUCGACAUAGAAAUUACCAGAAUUUACCACCAGGACUGCUCAGAUUCAUAAGAACUUUCAUAGCAUCAUGCACAAUCGCCCAUCGCACGAUCGCCAAUUGCUUCGCCAUGACAGCUGUUAGCCCGUUCGUGCUGAACUUGCCCGCCAUGGAUGACAGCUCCUCUAACGAGUUACAAGUCGUCAUACCGACCAGCAAGGCCGUCAUCUGGUUCUUCGCUUCUCUAUCCGUCAACGCCCUGUUACUACUGCUGCUGCUGCUACCCUCUGAAGCAGCAGUGCCAGCAGACGACGACGUCGGUAAAUGAAACGCCCAGCAACCCAACGUCGCCAAAUACAGACACCACGGAUAAUGGAACGCAUCGUUAUCAUCCCAAUCAUUCAGAUUCAUAACGGCAUCUUGCAGGAUCAAGCUCGCAUGACGUGCGACCUUCGCCGCGGACCGGGGAUCCUCGUUAACCCACUUCAUGACUGCUCGACGGGACCGUUGGACGUCGGAAUCCGUCACGACACGGCCUAGAAUGUGCGUGGCGCCCGCGAAGAUCUGGAGAUCCAGCACCUCCACGUCCAGCGUGAUCUGCGCCGUGUGAUACAAGGCAUGCGCGGAGGUCUUGUGGCCCGUGAACGCGCGCAGAUCCGACAGCACAUUGAGCUUCAUAUUCAUGCAGUCGGCGUCAAAGUCAGCCUUCCAGAGGUCCAGGGAGCGGCUUAUUCGCGCUUUCCAGGCGCCGACUAGAUCCGGAGACUCGACGCGCAGGGUGGUCUGGUCGCGGCGUUUCAGGUCCGAGGCGAUGGACAUGAGGCCG
Molecule: messenger RNA, 2200 nt
Organism: Monascus purpureus
Lineage: Eukaryota; Fungi; Ascomycota; Eurotiomycetes; Eurotiales; Aspergillaceae
Source: the annotation of a GenBank genome assembly